GCGCACGCAAAACACACAGAUAUGUGUAUUUAGGGUUCUUAAUUUAUCCUCCUCCUGCAGUUUCAAUCAAGAUGUGUGUAUGAUUUCCAAUCUCGUUUUGUUUCUGUAAAUAUUUAUCACAAGGAAAGAAUUUUGCUGCUCCUCACCUCCUCCCUCCGGAGAAAAAUAAUACUAGCAGCCUGUUACCAGUCUGACAGAGGAUCCACUAAACCUCAAUCAAUCGUCUUUUUUUUUUUUUGGCAGCUCCAGUAAUAUUCAACCUUUAAUUUAUCAUUUUUUUCCAAACGUCAUCUGAUAAUUUUUUCUCUUCCCAAUUCUUCCUACCUAAAAUCGUCGCUGAUGUGACGCGACGUGGGAUCCUAAUUCUAAUACAUAAUUGCCUAGGCAACAGAGACAAAAUAAACGAGAGUGAAAGAAGGAUGUUUGUGUGAUAGAGAGAUUCGAGAGCUCUUCCUUUUAAAGGAUCGUUAUAUUUGAAAAUUAUAAGAGAGAGGAUUCUGCUUGUACUUGUUCUCCAAUUGUUCCCUGAACAGACUUGGCAAUUUGCCGACUGACUCGUGUUUUUGCGCUUUCUUGUCUGCAUUCUAGCGCUCAAUCGGCCUGCUAUUUCUGUUCCCAUUAGUUCUUAAUACAGGCUUGCUUCCCCAUUAGUAAAUUAGUUAUUGGAUAUUUGCUUCUGACUCCUCUUCCCUUGCUCUUUGACUUGGGAGCGCUGCCACUAGUUCUGGUAACCAGAACUACUGUCAAAUUUGUUAACUGACUUUUGUGGCCAGGUGCUUUUAAGUCAACGAGACAAUGGACAGGGUGCAAAGGCUUCUGAUACAGGUUCUUCAGGAAUCCCAUGCUGGAGGAGAGUCAUUGCUUGGCACCAUUAGGAUUGCUGUUUUACCCAUAGCAAAAGUUUUUACCAUGUGCUUCAUGGGGUUUCUAAUGGCUUCCAAGUAUGUUAACAUCUUACCCGCCAAUGGAAGAAAGCUCUUAAACGGGCUUGUCUUUUCACUUUUGCUCCCGUGUCUGAUAUUCUCCCAACUUGGAGAAGCUGUCACCUUUCAGAAAAUGCUUGAAUGGUGGUUUAUCCCUUUCAACGUCAUUCUAACCACAAUAUCAGGCUCUAUUAUAGGUCUAAUUGUUGCAUGGAUUGUCCACCCACCCUAUCCAUUCUUCAAGUUUACUAUCAUACAAAUUGGAAUUGGGAAUAUCGGUAAUGUGCCACUUGUCUUAAUUGGUGCAUUGUGUCGAGACAAAUCAAACCCCUUUGGCGACUAUGAAAAGUGCUCUCAAGAUGGAAAUGCAUACAUCUCAUUUGGCCAGUGGGUUGGUGCAAUUGUUGUGUACACCUAUGUAUUCCAUAUGCUUGCACCUCCUCCUGAAGGUACAUUUGACAUUGUUGAUGAAAAUCAUCCAGUCAAGAAUCUUUCAAAAGAUAGCUUCCAGUGUCAAGUGAAGGAUAAUUCUCCUGAGCAAGUGCCCUUGCUUAAUGAGGAUGCUGUAUCAACUGACCCCAAAACCCCGAAGAAUGGAAAGAUGAAAUAUUUCCUCAAAUUUUUGUUUGAGAAAUUGAAGCUCAAGCAAAUACUUCAACCCCCAAUAAUUGCAGCAUUCAUCGCCAUCAUCAUAGGAUGUGUUCCAUUUCUGAAGAGGCUGAUCUUCACUUCUGAUGCCCCUUUAUACUUCUUUACUGACAGCUGUAUGAUACUUGGGGAAGCCAUGGUUCCAUGUAUUUUAUUGGCUUUAGGAGGCAACCUUGUCGAUGGACCAGGAAGUUCAAAACUAGGUCUACGAACAACUGCUGCCAUCAUUUUUGGACGGCUCGUUUUAGUUCCACCAGUAGGCCUUGGUAUUGUCAUGUUAGCUGAUAAAUUGGGGUUUCUUCCCCCGGAUGAUAAGAUGUUCAGAUUUGUUCUCCUCCUCCAGUAUAGUAUGCCUACAUCUGUGCUUUCAGGUGCUGUGGCCAAUUUGAGAGGGUGUGGAAGGGAGGCAGCUGCUGUCUUGUUCUGGGUUCAUAUCUUUGCUAUUUUCUCGAUGGCAGGAUGGUUCAUCCUGUAUUUCCGUAUACUCUUUUAAGGUUACUAGUACAUGAGAGCCAAAGCUACCGUGAAGGCUUUGACAGAGGCGACCGAUCUGCUGUUUAGAGAUUAUCGGAUGUACUUGGAUUCUUGAUUCUGCAAGCACCCCAUGAAUCGUGUAAGCCCAACGAGCUUUAGUUUUCGAGUUUCAGUCCAUGCAAAGUCUCUUGUAAUUAAGCAAAAUAUUCUUUUAAGUGUCGCUCGGUACUACCAUAUAAUUUCCAUUUAUUUGGUGAUAAUCCAACCUUCCACCCUCUUAUUAAGCA
This is a messenger RNA of Coffea eugenioides, 2332 nucleotides long. Its product is annotated as protein PIN-LIKES 6. Lineage: Eukaryota; Viridiplantae; Streptophyta; Magnoliopsida; Gentianales; Rubiaceae. Gene Ontology annotation, biological process: endoplasmic reticulum to cytosol auxin transport. The record is from RefSeq and is a predicted model, not a curated record. Gene Ontology annotation, cellular component: membrane. Bases 796 to 2064 code for a protein of 422 amino acids. The transcript has 11 exons.